Ricinus communis (castor bean) is the source of this 4348-nucleotide messenger RNA. RefSeq lists its product as uncharacterized. The transcript is spliced from 27 exons. Lineage: Eukaryota; Viridiplantae; Streptophyta; Magnoliopsida; Malpighiales; Euphorbiaceae. Gene Ontology annotation, cellular component: mitochondrial outer membrane. Gene Ontology annotation, molecular function: protein binding; ATP hydrolysis activity; ATP binding. The coding region runs from base 255 to 4052 and encodes 1265 amino acids. The record is from RefSeq and is a predicted model, not a curated record.
UCUCUCUCUCCGUCUCCAUCUCUCUCUGUGAACAAAAGAAAAAAGAUUUAAUAGUUUAUAAUUAUAUAUAUUAACAAUAAUAACAAUAGAGAUAAAAUCCAUCAUAAAUCACAACUGAUUUCCUCUUCAAUCAUUCUACCUUCUUCCUGCCUCUUUUUCUGUUUUCCUCUGUCAACCAACCAACCAAACAGGCUCUUAAUAUCUCUCGUUAGAUCACCGGUCACCGUUCUAACUCCGACCAAGAAAAAGAAACCAUGGUUGAAACUAGACGCAGCUCAUCUUCCGGCAAGCGACCUCCGCCCUCCUCUCCUCCCCCUUCUGCUUCCAAAAGAUCCAAGGGGGCGGCGGCGGCGGCGGCGGCGGAGGCAUCUUCAUCGACGAAUGAUGAAACGGUGGACGUGCCGAUCGAGACUUUGAGUCCGGUAAAGGAAUCGGAGGAAGUACAUCGAGAACAUGAAUUGGAAUCUUCUGAUCCGGAAGUAACAGUGGCUUCAAAACCUGGUCUUGUUGCUGAUUCUGAGAAAUCUGUUGAUGCUGAAGGUGAGGGUUUGGUGUCACCUUUGCCUUUAGGUGAAACUACUGCUAUGAAUAGUGAGAUAUCUAAGACCAUUGAUGUUGCUCUGACUCGGGCGAAGAAGCGCUCAGUUAAAUCUGCACCUUCAAAAUCUGCUGCAAUGAAAUCUGCUAAACCCAAUGAUAAGGCUGCAUGGGGCAAGUUGCUUUCACAGUGCUCUCAGUAUCCUCAUAAGGAAAUGCGUGGUACGCUUUUCACUGUUGGUCAAAGCCGUAAUUGCGAUUUAGUGCUUAAUGAUCCUUCCAUAAGUGGCACCUUAUGUAAACUAAAACAGCUAGAGAAUGGAGGUGCAACAGCUGCUUUGUUGGAGGUAACCGGGGGUAAGGGAGCAGUACAAGUAAAUGGUAAACUAUUACCAAAACCAGGUAUGAAAGUGAUAAAUGGAGGAGAUGAAGUGGUUUUUAGUUCUUCAGGAAAACAUGCUUAUAUUUUUCAGCAACUUACUAAUGACAGCUUAAGUACUCCAGGCGUGCCUUCAGCAAAUAUCUUAGAAGCUCGAGGUGCUCCAUUAAAAGGGAUUCAGUUUGAGGCCCGAUCCAGGGAUCCAUCAGCUUUUACAGGAGCGUCAAUAUUGGCUUCUUUAUCUGGUUUUCCAAAGGAUAUAUCACUUCUAUCUCCUCCUGCCAAAGCAGGUGAGGAUAUGCAGCAAAAUACUGAGAUUUCUACUGUACCUUCUGCGUGUGGAGCACGCGAUGAUUGCAUUCCAGAAGUUGACAUGAAGGAUAGCACAAAUAAUGGCGAACUGGCUGCCACUACUUCAGGGGAUAAAAAUAUAGUUCCAACCUCUAAUACUACUGGUCAAAACCCUAAUAAUGAUAGUCUUGGGUUGGAUGCUUCCACAGACACAGGGAACAGAAAAGUUGCUGGAUCGGCCUAUGAAUUAAGGCCACUCUUUCGGAUACUUGCAGGUUCUUCUGAAUUUGAUUUAAGUGGUAGCAUUUCCAAAAUACUUGAUGAGCAAAGGGAAAUAAGGGAACUCCUAAAGGACCUAGAUCCUCCGACAAUUCUGAUGUCCACUAGACGGCAAGCAUAUAAAGAUAAUUUACAACAGGGAAUUCUAACUCCUGAAACCAUUGACAUUUCAUUUGACCAUUUUCCAUAUUACUUAAGUGAUACGACAAAGAAAGUUUUGAUAGGUGCUGCAUUCAUUCAUUUGAAGUGUGAUAAAAAAGUCCCGAAGUUUUCAUCUGAUCUUCCUACUGUUUCCCCACGCAUAUUAUUAUCUGGUCCUGCGGGUUCAGAAAUAUAUCAGGAAACCCUGGUGAAGGCACUUGCCAAAGACAUCAGUGCUAGGCUGCUAAUCAUUGAUUCUCUUCUAUUGCCUGGUGGUUCAACACUCAAAGAAGCUGAUUCUGUGAAAGAAAGUUCAAAACCUGAAAGAGCAUCUGUUUUUGCCAAACGAGCUGUGCAGGCACAUUAUAAGAAACCGACUUCCAGUGUUGAGGCUGAUAUUACCGGUGGCUCUGCUAUAAGCUGUCAGGGGCUGCCAAAGCCGGAAACUUCUACUGCAUCAUCCAAAAACUACACAUUUAAAGAAGGUGAUAGAGUAAAGUUUGUGGGGUUACCUUCUCUGCAACAUCCUUUAAGGGGCCCGUCAGUUGGUUUUCGAGGCAAGGUAGUCCUUGCAUUUGAAGAAAACGGAUCCUCAAAGAUUGGGGUUAGAUUUGAUAGGUCUAUCCCAGAUGGCAAUGACCUCGGUGGUCUCUGUGAAGAAGACCAUGGCUUCUUUUGUGCUGCUAAUACUCUUCGCUUGGAUGGUGCUGGAGGUGAAGAUGUUGACAGGCUUGCUAUUAAUGAACUCUUUGAGGUUGCUCUGAAUGAAAGUAAAAAUGGCCCCUUGAUAUUGUUUGUGAAAGACAUAGAAAAAUCUGUGGCGGGGAAUCAAGAUUCGUACACUGCGUUACGGAGUAAGCUUGAAAAUUUACCUGACAGAGUUAUUGUGAUUGGCUCACAUACACAGCUGGACAAUCGGAAGGAGAAGUCUCAGCCUGGUGGUCUUCUGUUUACCAAGUUUGGUAGCAACCAUACUGCUUUGCUGGAUCUUGCUUUUCCGGAUAACUUCAGUAGACUGCAUGAUAGGAGCAAGGAAACUCCUAAAACUAUGAAGCAGCUGGCUCGGCUUUUUCCUAACAAAGUGACAAUACAGUUACCUCAGGAUGAAGCCUUGCUUUUGGACUGGAAGCAGCAGCUGGAGCGUGAUAUUGAAACUCUGAAGGCACAGGCCAACAUUGUUAGCAUUUGUGCGGUUCUCAGCCGAGUUGGUCUGAAUUGCCCUGACCUUGAGGCUCUCUGUAUUAAAGAUCAAGCCCUUACAACUGAAAGUGUAGAGAAAAUAGUAGGUUGGGCUUUAAGCCACCACUUCAUGCAUUGUUCUGAAGCCUCUGUUAAAGAUCCUAAACUUGUUAUAUCAACUGACAGCAUUAAGUAUGGGUUAGGCAUCCUGCAGGGUAUACAAAGUGAAAACAAGAGCUUGAAGAAAUCAUUGAAGGACGUAAUCACUGAGAAUGAGUUUGAGAAGAAACUCUUGGCGGAUGUUAUUCCUCCAAGUGACAUUGGAGUGACCUUUGAUGACAUUGGGGCCUUGGAGAAUGUGAAAGAUACGUUGAAGGAACUAGUGAUGCUCCCUCUACAGAGGCCUGAACUCUUCUGCAAAGGACAGCUAACUAAGCCUUGUAAGGGAAUCUUGCUUUUUGGGCCUCCUGGUACUGGGAAAACAAUGCUUGCUAAGGCAGUUGCAACCGAGGCUGGUGCAAACUUUAUAAACAUAUCUAUGUCGAGCAUUACUUCGAAGUGGUUUGGUGAAGGAGAGAAGUACGUGAAGGCAGUAUUCUCCCUAGCUAGUAAAAUUGCUCCAAGUGUCAUUUUUGUUGAUGAGGUUGAUAGCAUGCUGGGAAGACGUGAAAAUCCAGGUGAGCAUGAGGCUAUGCGGAAAAUGAAGAAUGAGUUUAUGGUCAACUGGGAUGGUCUACGUACAAAGGAUAAAGAACGAGUAUUAGUACUAGCUGCCACUAAUAGGCCUUUUGACCUUGACGAGGCUGUUAUUAGGAGGCUUCCCCGGAGAUUGAUGGUCAACCUGCCAGACGCACCUAACAGAGAGAAAAUUUUGAGGGUUAUCUUGGCCAAAGAGGAAUUAUCACCUGAUAUUGAUUUGGAAGCAGUUGCUAAUAUGACAGAAGGUUAUUCUGGAAGUGAUCUAAAGAAUCUAUGCGUGACUGCAGCACAUUGUCCCAUCCGAGAGAUAUUGGAGAAAGAAAAGAAGGAGAAAACCUCGGCCUUGGCUGAGAACAGACCUUUACCUACAUUGUAUAGCAGUUCUGACAUCCGUUCUCUUAAGAUGGAGGAUUUUAGAUAUGCACAUGAACAGGUGUGUGCAAGUGUGUCAUCAGAAUCCACAAAUAUGAAUGAGCUCCUUCAAUGGAAUGAUCUGUAUGGGGAAGGUGGAUCAAGAAAGAAGAAAUCACUCAGCUACUUCAUGUAGAGGCAUAAUGUUGUGUAUAGUAAAAUCAAUGGUUUUUAGUUUUAUUCUUCAUCACCUCAACAGGUGAGAGUAUAGAAUAGUGGGGCCGCCGCUCUUUAUGGGAUUCCAUUGUGUAUUAUACCAUAGGUUUUUGAGUCUGUAGACAUUGAUUUCACCAUACUUGCCCUCUCAAGUUCUCUCUUCUUUUUUACUUCUUUUUUUUUUUUUUUCUUUUUAAAUUAAUUUCUUAUUUGUAUCCUAUCAUUAGCCUGUACAUGCUAAUUUUGAUCAAUCAAAUAAGCAGCAUUCUUAGUUUA